CUACUUUCUUUAAGUCUCCUCCUCCCUUUUUCAGGAACAUUGACCUGUCGAGGAUUACGCGCCACACACCUCCUUGUACAUACACAACUCAAUCCUGACCAAUAAGAACAAGCACCAAACAUGCCACAGCACAAGAGCAUUCGUAAGGAGAUCAAGGUUGUUACAGAUCAAAAUAUUGUCAAGGGCCAAAAACAGAUGGGGUUCCCAAUUCGCAAGUGGAAGAUUUCGCUGUGCGGUGUGAAUGCAAACGGCGAGGAAGAACAAAUGCCUUAUGUUGACCAUGUGGAAUAUAUUCUCCAUCAGAGUUUCGAACCGCCUGUUAGAAAGGUGACAGAGUAUCCGUUCUCAUUGCAGGAAAAAGGAUGGGGCGAGUUUGAUAUGAAGAUUAUGCUUCAUUUUGUUGACAAGUCAGUGCCACCAUUCGUGCUGGAUCAUGAUCUCCACUUUCAAUCACCACAUUAUGAGGUUCCACAGACAAUAAUAUUUAAAUCAGAUUUAAAAGCAGGCUUUUUGAAGCUGUUAAACCUUCCUUCUAGCACUGUCUCUGACCGGGAAUCGAGCAACGAUAGUGUGGGUGAAAGUGUGACACAGAAACGUCGUAGAGACGUGCUUAUGAAGGAGAAAUCAAAGAGAAUUAAGGAUGACCGGAGUUCGGAUGACGAAAGCAUAGCUGAUAGUAGUGUUGCUGGAUCAGGAGAUGAGUGGAAUGAAAAAGUUAAUGUGCAUCAACUGGUGAAAAAUUUUCAGCUGCUACAACCCGAGGACUUGGUUGAACUUGUUCAGAUCAUAAAAGCAAACCAGACUGCAGAUAUGUAUGUCAAAGAAGAUGGAGAAGCAGGUGAAUUUCAUAUUGAUCUUCGGACACUUGGAAACGAGCUAUUGACAGAGCUCUGGCAAUUUUGCGAAAAAAAGCUCGAGUAAUGCUUUAAAAUUACAAAAAACAUUUGGUAGCUUUAACUUGUCCUUUACAAUAACAAAAACAAGAAAGAAAGAAAGGAAAGCCGGGGAUCAGAACAUCUUAAGCAUCCUAAUCCAACACCUUUGAGCUAUUGCAAGCUUUAUCCUUAGAACAACUAUUUCUUUAAUUUUUUUUUUUUUUUUGCC
Molecule: messenger RNA, 1104 nt
Organism: Lobosporangium transversale
Lineage: Eukaryota; Fungi; Mortierellomycota; Mortierellomycetes; Mortierellales; Mortierellaceae
Product: yeats family-domain-containing protein
Exons: 8
Coding region: 121-921 (266 amino acids)
Biological process (GO): regulation of transcription by RNA polymerase II; chromatin remodeling
Cellular component (GO): NuA4 histone acetyltransferase complex; Swr1 complex
Molecular function (GO): histone binding
Source: RefSeq, a predicted model, not a curated record